This is a messenger RNA of Nematocida ausubeli, 1608 nucleotides long. RefSeq lists its product as uncharacterized. Bases 1 to 1608 code for a protein of 535 amino acids. Gene Ontology annotation, biological process: cell division. Gene Ontology annotation, molecular function: protein binding. Lineage: Eukaryota; Fungi; Microsporidia. The record is from RefSeq and is a predicted model, not a curated record. The transcript has a single exon.
AUGUCAAGAGUAGAAGAGAUUCUUUGCAAGUGCAUACAGUAUGAAAGAUUUAAAGAUGCUGUGUACAUAGUGGAGUGCCUACCAGAGGAAGAGAUGAAGAGCAUGAGCUUGCUUCUUGGGUAUUUAUUCAUGCGGUGCGCAGAGCACAGAAGAGCUCUCCAGUACUUGUCAAAGGAUGCCUCGUACACAUCACUUUACUACCAGGCUCUGUGCCACUCCCAUCUAAAGGAGUAUGCGCAAGUGAAGCAUCUGGCCACACAGCUGCUUGAGAAAACAAAAAAACCAGAGGCUGCAAGGCGCAGCACGCAGCUGGAGAGCAUGUACAUGCUGAGGAUGGACAAAGUAUUUGUGCUUGCACUGCUUGCAGAUGCAGAGUCAGAAACAGCAAACCCAGAAGAGUGCCUCAAGCGAUGCAUGGAGUCAGCUGACGAGGGGGGCCUGCUCUAUUCAGUGUACCGCCCUAUGCUGGAGGAGAGCACAAAGACCGUGCGAAAGCAAGAGAGAGGAGACGAGAACAGGUCAAAUGGAAAACCCGAAGACGCAGAUAAGCUAAAUACGGAUGAAAACACCAUGAUAGAGAAGAAGCUAAUUGCGCGAAUAGAGAAGGAGAGAGGAAAAAGCACAGAGCAAGUUCUCCAGAAUAUAAUGCAGGAGUGCACCUUGCUCAAGAACGUAUCCCUUGGAGGCGUGUCACUUUUCACUGCAGACAUAUCGUUCUUUGACCAGCUCCCUAUAUACAGCGUGGCCAGCAUUGCUGUGCACAUAUUCGAGUGCGGGUACAUGCAAAAGGCAGGCGCAGUUUUCGAGUAUAUACGCGUGCGGGAUCCAUGCUACAUCGAUACAAUGCACUACUACUCAAGCAUUCUGUGGCACAGCAGAGAAAAAGGCCUCCUUACUUCUUUGGGCAGAGAUAUAUUUGGAAUAAACUCUUCGUCUAAUGUGGCGUGGGCUGUUCUAGGCAACCACUUCAGUCUUAAAAAAGAGACGGAAAAGGCGCUGGAGUGCUUUGAGCGCAGUCUGUCGAUUCGGAAGGACCCGUAUGUUCUGUGCUUGAUGGGGCACGAGCAGUUUAUGAAUAGCAAUCUUGCAGAGAGUCUCAAAUGCUUUGUUGAGUCAAUGAAGAUCAAGUCAGAAAACUACAGCGGAAUAGCUGGCUGCGGGAUGAUAUACGAGAAAAUAGGGAAAAAAGACAGCGCAGAGUAUUGCUUCACGCGGGCCAUAGCAACAAACCCGCAGAAUGUUCUGCUUGUAUAUAUAGCUGUUAAGUACUUUGUGUCUCAGUCAAAGCUGAGCAGCGCGUACUCUUUAAUUCAAAAACAUCUGCAUAUAACAGAAGAGAUUGAAGUAGUUGCUGCAAAGGUGCUGAGUGACCCGAAGUGGGUAGAGAAGAUCCAUGAGAAGGCAGCAUCCAACGAGCAAACUGCAACACAUAUUGGAUCAUUCUUGCUAGAGCUUGCUUACAUCUUUGUGCACAGCGGGCACACACAGAGUGGAGCCAAGCUAGCAAAAGAAUCUUCUGGAAAAGGCCAGUACUUCAUGACCCGAAAAACAAUCCUCCUUGAUAUAAUAUCCAGUGUUCUAAGUGGCACUGCUACUGCAUUAAUGUAA